Molecule: messenger RNA, 561 nt
Organism: Scutellospora calospora
Lineage: Eukaryota; Fungi; Glomeromycota; Glomeromycetes; Diversisporales; Gigasporaceae
Source: the annotation of a GenBank genome assembly
AUGUCUCAAAAUAAAAUGUUAGAUUCAAGAUCUAUUGAAUACAAAUUCGAAGAAUAUGAUGAAUACUCCAAAUAUCUUUUUUUCAUUAAUAACGAUGAAAUCAUGAGUCUUGACGAUUUCAGAUAUGAGGAUGAAUAUAAUAAUAAAGUACCACAGAUUAAAGCAUCUUUCCCAAACGGAAAACAAGCAUUUUUGAUUAAUGAAACAUAUACAUACAAUAUUUAUUAUAAGGAAAAAUUAUUCAUGAAAAUAGAACCAGACGAAUAUAGUUUUGGUCAUUCUGGUAUGAAUGAUAAUAGAGGAAAAUGUGAUUUCAUUAUCUUACUCUUUAAAGGAGAGGAGAUGAAAGAAAUUCCAAAUGAUUUUAGAUGUGAAUUUAAUGGAAAACCUGUUAAAAAGGUCAAAUACUAUGAUAAAGAAUGUUUUGAUAUUAGUAAUGUUGGAGAAUAUAAUAUUUAUAGAAAUGAUAAAUUGUAUGAUAGAAUCACCACUAGUCUCGUAUGGACUUAUAGUUUUGAUAUCGAUGUAAAAGAUGUAAAUUCUACUAUUACUCGUUAUUGA